AGAUGGCGCUACGGGGCCGCGCAUGUGAGUCGUGACCGCGCUCUGCUCUCAUCUCCUCCUCCUCCCUCCUCCUCCCAGGUGCGAGGGGCGCGAGCUUGACAUGUUUCGAAUAGAAAGCGAGCGUCUCGUUUCCAGCUGAGCGCGUACUCUCUCCCGGCGCGUGUGCGUGCGUGUGUAUGUUGUUAUUAUUAUCGCGCUCUCCGCCGCGCGCAGAAUGGCUAGAUUCACCCAGACUGAAGCGAGGAGGCAGCAGCAUCCUCAGCAGCAUCCUCAGCCUGCCCACGCCAGCCUGCUCCUCACCGGACCGGGGGCGGUACCGAGCCAGGCAGCGGCACCACUGCUCCUGAUCCCGCACCAGCCCCAGUACGCGCACAUCACCUACCCCAAGCCCAUGAACGGCUCAGAGCCCAUCUCCAUCCACCCCGACAACGGCACCAUGAAAGACCAGGAUGCCAUCAAGCUCUUUAUAGGACAGAUCCCGCGCAACCUGGAGGAGAAGGACCUGAAGCCUCUUUUCGAACAGUUUGGAAAGAUCCACGAACUGACUGUCCUCAAGGACCGUUACACCGGCAUGCACAAAGGCUGUGCAUUCCUCACGUACUGCGCUCGUGAAUCAGCCAUCAAAGCCCAGAAUGCAUUGCAUGAACAGAAGACUCUACCAGGGAUGACACGGCCUAUUCAGGUGAAGCCAGCUGACAGCGAGAGUCGAGGAGAGGACAGGAAGCUGUUUGUGGGCAUGUUGAAUAAGCAGCAGACAGAAGAGGACGUGUACCGCCUUUUUGAGCCCUACGGAGUCAUUGAAGAGUGCACUGUAUUACGAGGCCCUGAUGGAAACAGUAAAGGUUGUGCCUUUGUAAAGUUUUCAACACACACUGAGGCUCAGUCUGCCAUCAGCGGGCUUCACGGGAGUCAGACCAUGCCUGGAGCUUCGUCGAGUUUGGUGGUAAAGUUCGCUGACACCGAUAAAGAGAGGACCAUACGGCGCAUGCAACAGAUGGUCGGCCAGUUUGGCAUCUUCAACCCCACCGUGGCCCUGCCGUUCAGCACCUACAGCAGCACCUACAGUACUUACACACACGCGCUGAUGCAGCAGCAGGCGGCGAUCAUGGCUGCUUCUCACGGUGGUUAUUUAGCGCCCAGUGUUGCGUUUCCAGCGACACAGAUUCACCAGGUGGGGGCGCUCAACAUGAACGGCUUGCCGCCCACCCCGAUGACACCUGUUUCAGGUUUGAGCUCUCCGCCAGCUAAUCUGGCAUCCUCUGGCGUGCCGAGCAUCGUGACUCCCAUUGUUAACGGAUUCAGCGGGAUCCCUCACCAAGCCAACGGUCAUCCAGUAGAGGCGAUGUACACCAACGGCCUGCCAUCGUAUUCCACCCAGAGCCCGACCGCAGCCGACACACUUCAGCAGGCAUUCACGGGCGUCCAGCAAUACACAGCCAUAUAUCCUGCCACAACACUGACCCCUAUAGGUCAGACACUGCCACAGCCUGCUCAAAUCAUCCAGCAGCAACAGCAGCAGCAGCGGGAAGGUCCCGAGGGCUGCAACUUGUUUAUCUAUCACCUGCCACAGGAGUUUGGCGAUAACGAGCUAAUGCAGAUGUUUCUUCCGUUCGGAUCCGUCAUCUCGUCAAAGGUGUUCAUGGAUCGAGCCACCAACCAGAGCAAAUGUUUCGGCUUUGUGAGCUUUGAUAACCCCGCCAGCGCUCAGGCUGCGAUUCAGGCCAUGAACGGCUUCCAGAUCGGCAUGAAACGCUUGAAAGUGCAGCUGAAACGGCCGAAGGACGCCAGCCGUCCAUACUGACCACAACCAGGGAUGCAUACGUGCACUCUCAGCCAUUAGGAGAGGUUUUGAACAGUUGUAGUCUUGACGUUUUGACGGAUGGAAACUUUUCUUGAAAAACUAACACACGAAAAAAAAAAACGACACAAAAAAACACAAAGAAGCAAACAACAAGCGCAUAAGGGAGUUUUGAGAAGCAUAUCGCAUUUAACGAAAGCGUGUGUUUCCACAAAGCGAUGAAAGACUGGCGUGACGGGGGACGACAGCGACGGCGAAGACGAGGACGAAAACAAAUAAACUGAAAACUUUUUUUCUCUUUUGAAAAACGCUAUAUACCGAACACUUUGGAAGAACAGUGCAUGGCUGGGACCGGGAGAGUUCACUAAAGCAAAAGACGGAUCCAUGCACAUAUCAAAAGACAGUCGUAACUUUUAUUUGCGAGGAAUUAUGAGGGUUUAAGGGUAAAAUGUGUAUAUGACACUGACGCAGUAUAACUCUCUCGCUCUCACCCGUAGGGACCAGAGGACCAAAUCUUUUUAAUCUCUGUCGGUACCGUAACCAUGUACAAUAUUACCACCGAUCGAUUAUCUUACGCUACAUACAUGCUACUUCAUAUAAUAUGCCAAUUAAGAGUUAGACACAAUUAAAUCAGGGUGUAUAGUGUAGGUAUACGGGGACUUGGGGUGUGUUUUAUUGAAAACCUUUUGCGAAAAACUAGUUUCCAGGUUAUCGGUGCAAAACCGUCUAAAGGACAUUGAUAGAUUAUGUUUAGUGGGGUAUUUUAGGCUACUGUUAUAGACUAUGAAGUGUGUUGAUAUUGAAUUGGGCUGUUCAUCUCCAUGUCUCGUGCCGGCUGGAGAAAAGGGCAUUCGAUCCAUCGCGAUAUCAUUUAACUCAUGCACCAUACUGUAAACAAAUGACCACAGCGAACAUAUACAGUAACCAGAUAUUUUUGCCAAACAACAGCUCUUGUUUUUGAGCUGCACAGUUUCACAAGGAAAUGUCUCUCUGGUGGUAUUUUCCCAUGCACCACCAAAACCCCCAGUGGCUGGUUUUAACAUUGUAUCUGAGGAUUUCGUAUAGUCUCGAUUAUCUUUGGAUUGUUAUUGACUGGAUCAUGUUAGCUUUUAUUAUUUUAUUUUAUUUUUAUUUGUCAGCUUACAAAGUAAAGGCUUACAUUAACGUUACUCUCUUUAUAUUUUAUUUUACUUUACUUUAAUUUUUAUUUUAUUUUAUUUGUCAGCUUACCAAGUGCACAGCAUGGCUUGUAUUAACAUCACUCUCAUUUUUAUUAUUAUUAUUUUUAUUAUUAUUUAUUUUAUUUUAUUUUAUUUUUUUAUUUGUCGGCUUACCAAGUACACAACAGGCUUACAUUAACAUCACUCUCAUUUUAUUUUAUUUUAUUUUAUUUUAUUUUAUUUAUUUAUUUAUUUAUUGUCAGCUUACCAAGUGCACAGCAUGGCUUACAUUGACAUUACUUUUAUUUUAUUUUAUUUUAUUUUAUUUUAUUUUAUUUUAUUUUAUUUUAUUUUAUUUUAUUUUAUUUUAUUUUUCAGAUUACCAAGUACACAACAAGGCUUGUAUUAACAUCACUCUCAUUUUUAUUAUUAUUAUUAUUAUUUAUUUAUUUAUUUAUUUUAUUUUUUUAUUUUAUUUUAUUUAUUUAUUGAUUGUCAGCUUACCAAGUGCACAGCAUGGCUUACAUUCACAUUACUUUUAUUUUAUUUUAUUUUAUUUUAUUUUAUUUUAAAUUAUUUUUUUUAUUUAUGUCAGCCUACCAAGCCUACUCUGUUUAUUUUGUGUUUUAUUUUAUUUUUAAUAAAAUAAAAUUACACAGCAAGUCUAACUUUAACAUUACUGUCAUUUUAUCUGUUUGUUUUAUUGUAUCUGACUUUGCCACAUUGUAUGUUAGCUUGCUUACCGCUACUGUGCGUUUCAUAUAGUGCUAAAAUCACAGCAAUCAAACUGAUGCAAUUCAUACAGCACUAUCACUAUUUUAAACUAUUGAACUGAAUUGUUGCUCAAGCUACUUCUGUGUUGCAUGUCCCAAACAAGUGAUAACAUCUGAAGAUAACUGAGGCUUUACUGAUUCCUCCAAAACAAGGUUAAAACAGCCACAGAAAGACGUUCUGGUGGUGGUGCUGCAGUGAUGUUUCCAUUGUGAAAACAGGCUGUUUUGAGAUAGAAUUCAGGAAACUCUUUCAUUUAGAAACAGCCUAAAAUCGUGCCAUAGUAAAGCUUUGAAUUUGUUUCAGUGGCUUGCACUGAUAUGCUGUUUGCCAGAAGGGCCUUCCAGAACAUUUAUAUUAGACAAAUCAAAUCAUUUUACAGCAUAAAACACAGCACACAGAGAUAUCAUGUCUCGGAAAAUUUCUAUAACCUUGAGAGAUACUUUUAAAGACAGUAGUUCUCCUCUAUUCAUGCUUUAUUCAGGUAUUUCAUGUGUUAUUACACUUAAAUGAACUUCGUAAUUGCUCAUAGUUACACUGUAUUGUGCAUGCCUAUGUAAACGUAGUACUUAUGUAGAGCCAGGCCACAGUUACGGCCUAAACGGCCAAGAAAUACGAGAGAAGCGAUGUAAAGGAACAAAAAUGUAUGAAAAAAUAGUGUUUAGAGGUGAAAACAUAUAGAAACAAACCAGCAAGGCCACAUCACCACCUGCCAAACAUUUAUUUUAAGUCAGCAUGAAAUCAAAAUGGACCCUGUUUACUCUCUUCAUACAAGUUUCUAGUGUUAUUUUGAAUGAUUCACCAGUGCACACAAUUACAAAAAUGAAAUCUCCCCAUAUUUCAUGUUCUCUAUAGGAAGUAAAAUAGGUUGCAAAAGCCCUUUCAUGUUGACUGUCCCAUCAUGCUUAGUUGUUUUGACCCACAGAAAUUGUUCAAACUUUUUGGACCAAACCUAUUAAAUCAGAUUUCUUUCUGUCUUCACGCACAGCCUGCCAUGAUCAGUUGACCGUGCAAAUGUGCCACGUGCCACGACAGCACAACUUCCUCCAAUCAAAACAAAUGAUUUGCAAGGGAAGUUACUCUCUGUGCCGUUGCACCAUUAAUAUUUUGUCAGGAAAAGAGAGCUGCCGCUCGUCUAGGAGUUGAAUCUAAAAUGACUGGACAGCACAUUUCACUCUGGAGCCUGGAAAGCACUCACUCGCUCUCUUAAUAUUCAAGGGACAAAGUGGAUUUAAAGUGCUUUGCAGGUCAAACAUAGUACGAUUUAAUAUUAAGGCAGAAAUGAGCAAAGUUUUGCAGGAUGGAUCACCGUAUGGUUAAAGUGACUGAUGUGUCAACAUAAAACAUGAAACUGUUAUGACAGGUUUUCCUUCAGGAAUGGGAGAAUCUCACCAAAAAAUGUUCAACAUGUCCAAGAUAUAUAUAUAAAUUAUUACAAUGCUACACUCUAAAAAAUGCUGGGUUAAAAACAACCCAAGUUGGGUUAAAAAACCCAGCAAUUGGGUUGUUUUGUCCCAGCGGUUGGGUUAAAUAUUUGACCCAACCUGCUGGGUAGUUUUAUUUAACUCAACUAUUGUUUAAAAAUUUAUAUAUUGCUUGCUUAAAAUUAACAUUUAUUAAUAUGUUUAAUAAAUAAACAUUUGUUAAUAUGUUUAAUAAACGAACAUUUAUUAAUAAGUUUAAUAAAAAAAUAAUUAAAUAAUAAACAUUUUUUGCUUAUUAAACUGCUUAUUAAACAACCCAAUUGCUGGGUUUGUCUAUAUUUUACCCAACUUGGGUUGUUUUUAACCCAGCUUUUUCUAGAGUAUAUAUAUAUAUAUAUAUAUAUAUAUAUAUAUAUAUGUAUAUGUAUGACAAUUUAGCACAUUUUCCUGCCAUGCAAAUUUUCAUUACUGUAAUGCAAAAAACAUCUCAUUAUUAUUAUUAUUAUUAUUAUAUAAUUGUUGAGUUUUAGAAGUAAUACCAUUCUCAUUCUCAUCUUAUUACUGUAAUAAUAUCCAAAAUAAAAAGUGAAAAUAGCUGUAAUAUAAUGCUGUUUAACUAAAAUCAGUUUACAUUAGAAACAAAUAUUAUAAUAAUGAUAUACCUGACUUUUUUACAUUAAUGAGAAUGAGAAUGUUAAUGUUUUAUUAUGUUAAUGAGAAUUUGGGAGGGAAAUGUCCUUAAUUGCUAUGAAAAUUGUCACAAGGCUAAAAAAAAUUGUAAUGGUCUAUAAUAAGCUUUCUUUUUCAUCCAUAAUUCAGAAUUGAUUAUUAAAAUUAGUUUUAAAUGGCCUCAAACACACACAAAUGUGCAGAUAAUAGUUGCACAAACAUUCCAGUUACUGUGGCUCAAGCGGGAUUUCUGCCAUCUGUCUGUCAUAACUGAAAUUAGUAAUCAGGGACAGAGCAGGUUUUCAAUUAAACACCAAUCAGAUGAUCGGAGUGGAAGGUGAAUAUAUAAUCAGCAUUCAAGGGCACUUCUGUUCACUUCUACCCCUUCAGUUUUUUAACAUUGUGAAAUUGAACCGUUAAACUAACAGGAGAGUGAUAUCAUAAUUCUGAGACCGGACCCAAUGAAUCAUGGUUAUGUUUGGAAUAAUGCACCAUAUUCUUUUUUGCAGUAUGUGUGCUGUUCUCUGUAUCUGCUACAUUUGUCAAAUACAUGGUAUGCAACAAAGUAAUACCCUAGCAGUCCAUUAAAUUCACACAGAACACCCUAGCCAACAAUUUUGCAUUGGUAUCAUCACUCACAUUUUCUUAAGAAAAUAUACUACUGCUUUUACUACUGCACUGGGGAGAAAAUGUUGUAGGAUUUACUUUUAAUCAAUUUUCACUCAGAAAUUGCUAGUAAAUUUCACAAGUAAUUGCAAUGAAUGGGCAAGUAAAGCAGACAUUUUGAAGCAGAAAGACUGAAAUAGCAUUUUCUUACCAAUUUUUGCAGUUUGUUUGAAACUUUGUCAUUGCAUAUUAUUUCACAGAUUGACAUUUUAAACAAACAACUGUAGGUAGUAUGCAGUGUGCAUUAAGCAGUAUACUAGUAUUCCAUUCUGAACACUGCAAAAAUUAUUUGUCUUUUGUACAAAUAUCUCAACAUUAUUAAAUCAAGAUACAUUUACUUGAGAAGCAAAAUGACUUGUCUUCUGACAAAUUAAUCAAAAUUAAUUGUAUUUUUGCUUUAUGAAUUAAGUUUAUUUUUCUGACCCCACUGGCAGACAUUUUUUCUUGUUUUAAGCAUAAACUCACUAAAUUUGGAUACAUUUUUUUAUAAAGUAAGACUUCAUAUCUUAAAGGUGCUGUAUGUAAUUUUUUGACUGUACUAAAGCAUAAAAAUACCAUAAUAUGUUUGCAGAUAUUUAGGAAACAUGCUAAGUUCACUUCCUUGUUUCUCUGAAAAACAAUGCUAUAGCCAGUUAUUUUACUUAGAAAUGUGCAUUCUGUGGCACAAUAUCUGUUUUUGUUUUGGUCUGUGUGACUCUGCCCACUGACAAUUUACCCAAUAGUAUUUCGACACCCCGGGUUGCCAUUUGGCAUAAAAUACAGCAUAUUGCAGCCAUUGAAGAAUCUAUCUGACCUAAAAAGCCUCGUCAUCUAUUUAAAAUCUUAGAGUUUGUAAGUCUCCUUGCCUUCCAUUGUUAAUUGCACUUGCUCUUGUUGCGUGUCCUCAAUCUGGCAACACGCUCAAGCAUCGAGUCUAAAUCCCGAAGUAUAGUUCACUUUUUACACGUACGCGAGGGUCAGCGUACAAGGUGCGUCAUGCGAAUUUCCUCAUUAGAAGAGUACUGCAUGCGCACCGCUGAAUUUUUGUAAUCACGCAGGUCACACAUGCGCAUUUAAUUUUUUUUUUGCAGUAAUUAGUUUAUCCACAAGGUGGCAACAGUGCCCUGGGGGCGUCGAUUCACAAGGUAGUCAAAGAAAAACUGCAUAAACACAACAGACCGGAACAAAUGCAAGCUACAGCGACAAUGGAGGCCUGUAUAGACGAAAAAUUGUGCGAAGAGGUUAGAAAGUACCCUCAUUUGUACAACUCUAGCAUGAAAGAAUACAAAGAUGUUGACGUGGGUUGUAACUCGUGGUGAGAGAUUGUUCAAAACUGCGCAUGUGUUGAACGCCUGUGCGUUCAUUUGAGUCAAGUGAAGUAUACUUCACAAGGCUUGUGCGUUCGACUGUGCACGUACACUAGAGUACGCGUAAAAAAACAAAGUAUACCCAGGGCUUGAGGAGGAAACAACUCUCUCCAAUAUUUUGAAUUUGGACUGCAGUACCCAUUUGAACCACUAGUUGUCAAUAUUACAUACUGCACCUUUAAGUAAUUUUGCUUCUCUUGAUUUAAGUAUGUUUAGAUAUUUGUACUAGAAAAUAAAUUAAAAAUACUAAGCAGCGAACAUAUCCCACGUAACAACAAAACAUUCCUAGUAGUGCGGCAGCUGUUCAAUGCAGUGGCACAUGCAAUUUUUUUUUUUGUCUGGAUGUUUCUAAAUCUGUGGCUCAUACUAACAUACAUGCUGUACAAACGUGAAUUCUCAUGCUCUAUUUCAAUUUUUAUUCUAUUUAUUGCCAAAAAAAAAGAGAAAACUAGUUCUUUCAUAGCUUGCCCUGCCUAUAGUUCUUUAAAUCACUCUUUGUGCAUGCUAAUUGCUAGAGACGUAGAGAGACAUUUUUGUAGUAAAAGACAACAUAGAAAACAUAAAAAUGCACCAUUUUUUUGUUUGUUUGUUUUUGAUUUUCAGCCGAUACCUCCACGGGUAACAGUCAAAGCUUCAAGGCUACUAGCGGAGGUUGCAGUUUAUAGUUUUUAGCGUGCUAUCAUGCAGUAAGGAUAUCAUGGAAACAUAGCGCUGCGCCGAGCAUCCAAACCAACAGCGUGUGUUUGGACUCGCUGCUCUUCAGGGUUUGGGCUAUUUUGGGAGUAUGUUUUACAAACUGUGUUUUUUUUAUUCAUAUGAUGUUACUACCUGAACUAAGCCAUGUCCUCUUCCUUCAUACUCCCCAUAUACUGCCAUAGUCCUCUGCUAGAGCAAACGCUGCAUACAGUAUCAAAACAUACAAACCUCAAGCUUUCAAUCCAUGUUUGCUUUCUUUCCCGCAUUUUUGAGUUUGAAUUAUUUGUUCCAGCCAAUACACCGAAUGUUUUGUACAGAAGAAAAUGGUUUGAUUUAGGAUGUUAUAGAUUAAUCUAUACUGGUAUGAUAUUCCUAUGAAUGGUUGGACUCUUUAUAUAUGUCAAGUUAUUGAAUGCAAAGGGAUGGGCUCAUGAAAUCUGUCUUCUGUAUUUGUUGGGGAUAUUGAUAGCACAGAACGCUUCUUUCAGGUACAAUGGGGAGUCACGCAAAAGCUCCCGGGCGUUUUCUGUCACGACCGAUCCAGGAUCAGCUCUACAUAUGAGCGAGAGACCAACACAAGACCUGGAUCAGGACAGAAAACAACUCGGGUCGGCUUUGCUAUAUGGACGAUUGUGUUAUAUCUUAGGGUUUCUUAGCACAAUAUACAAACAGAUGUAAGCUAAAUAAUGAAUCUAUGUUUAAAUGCUAUGGAGGGAAGUGUGGGACACAACCAGAUGUUCCCGUAACAUCUGUACGACGAGUUUGAGAGGUGUAAAGGAGCAAACCUUCCUUUUGGUUUCAUUUUUGAAGAACAACAGACUAGUUUUGUCCCAUUAUCUUCCCUCUUGAACUUGCUGCUUUGACAAUUAAAUGUGUAAAAGGUUUUAAUUACGGUGUUCUAUUUAUUGUUUUGGUCAUUAAUUUAUUUAUUUGAUUAUUUUUAUUAUUAGAAUUUGAUCAUUUGCAUUUGUUUAUUUAUAUAUUUAUGUAUGAACUUUAAGUUUAUCAUUUCUGACAUAAUAUGUAUAAAUGAUGCUUAUUGGGGCUUUUUCUGUCUUUCUUCUUUUUUCAAUUUUACAAUAAAAAUGAUAAAUGCUCA
Ctenopharyngodon idella (grass carp) is the source of this 9629-nucleotide messenger RNA. Its product is annotated as CUGBP Elav-like family member 5. Gene Ontology annotation, molecular function: mRNA binding. The transcript has 12 exons. The record is from RefSeq and is a predicted model, not a curated record. NCBI's taxonomy places the organism in Eukaryota, Metazoa, Chordata, Actinopteri, Cypriniformes, Xenocyprididae. Gene Ontology annotation, cellular component: nucleus; cytoplasm; ribonucleoprotein complex. Gene Ontology annotation, biological process: regulation of alternative mRNA splicing, via spliceosome; mRNA splice site recognition. The coding region runs from base 215 to 1801 and encodes 528 amino acids.